Molecule: messenger RNA, 1484 nt
Organism: Maniola jurtina (meadow brown)
Lineage: Eukaryota; Metazoa; Arthropoda; Insecta; Lepidoptera; Nymphalidae
Gene: Paics
Product: multifunctional protein ADE2
Exons: 8
Coding region: 155-1432 (425 amino acids)
Biological process (GO): 'de novo' IMP biosynthetic process
Molecular function (GO): phosphoribosylaminoimidazolesuccinocarboxamide synthase activity
Source: RefSeq, a predicted model, not a curated record
CCUGUCAGCUGUCAAAUGGUGCCUACAAAAGCACGUGGGUAUCUUUGCUGGACAAAACUUUAUAAAAGGCACCCGCUGUUCUCCAGGCCUGACGUGUGAUCUUCUCUCUUCAAUAAACUAUAUUGCUGAUUCUCGCCCCAGGCAAAACGAAAAGAUGUCUCACCCAAAAGAAGUUGGUGGCUACAAACUCGGCAAACUCAUAAUCGAGGGAAAGACGAAGCAAGUGUUUGACCUCCCAAAUGAGCCUGGCCACUGUCUUCUGCUGAAUAAAGACAGGAUCACAGCUGGAGAUGGCGUCAAAGCACACGACAUGGAAGGCAAAGCUGCCAUAUCCAACCAGACAAAUGGGAAGGUGUUCGAGAUCCUCAAGGCUGCUGGCAUCAAAACAUCCUACGUCAAAGUGGCUUCACCAACAGCAUUCAUCUCUAAAAAAUGCGAGAUGGUGCCAAUCGAAUGGGUGACCCGAAGAUUGGCCACCGGUUCUUUUCUAAAGCGUAACCCAGGGGUACCAGAGGGCUUCCGUUUCACACCGCCCAAGCAGGAGACAUUCUUCAAAGAUGACGCAAAUCAUGAUCCACAAUGGUCUGAAGAACAGAUUGUGUCUGCAAAAUUCACCUUUAAUGGUCUUGUUAUUGGUCAAGAUGAAGUCGACUAUAUGCGCAAAGUAACAAUUCUAGUUUUUGAAAUUUUGGAGAAGGCGUGGGCGCUCAGAGAUUGUGCUCUUAUCGAUAUGAAAAUCGAGUUCGGAGUUGACGUUGACGGUAAUAUUCUUUUGGCUGACGUCAUCGAUUCCGAUUCCUGGAGACUUUGGCCAUCUGGUGAUAAGAGGUUGAUGGUAGACAAACAGGUGUACAGGAACUUGGCAAACGUCACUGCAGCUGAUUUAGACACAGUUAAGCGCAACUUCACGUGGGUCAAAGAUCAGCUCGACCAUCUGAAGCCAACUGUCCAUCACAAAGUCGUCGUUUUUAUGGGUUCGCCGGCAGAUCAAGAGCACUGCCAGAAAAUUGCCAAAGCUGCCCGUGAGUUCGGCCUAGACGUAGACCUCCGCAUAACCUCUGCUCACAAAGCCACGCAAGAAACCCUACGCAUCAUGCAAGAAUAUGAAGACACGCAUGGAGCGCUCGUCUUCAUCGCUGUAGCUGGACGGUCUAACGGCCUGGGACCAGUUCUUUCUGGUAACACUUCAUACCCUGUGAUCAACUGCCCGCCACCUUCGGAUAAACUUGUUCAGGACAUUUGGUCAUCUCUAUCAGUGCCAUCAGGCCUGGGAUGCGCAACCGUCGUCUACCCCGACAGCGCAGCUAUCAUGGCAGCUCAAAUCAUCGGCCUACAAGACUACCUCGUAUGGGCCCGUCUUAGAGUCAAACAGUUAGAAAUGGCUACAUCUCUAAGAUUCGCUGACAAGAAACUCCGGAACCAAAAAGUUUAAUUUUACAUUGUUUUAUAGAUUAAAGGAAAAUUGUCUUAAUUAAUUAAUGAAA